Molecule: messenger RNA, 584 nt
Organism: Malus domestica (apple)
Lineage: Eukaryota; Viridiplantae; Streptophyta; Magnoliopsida; Rosales; Rosaceae
Source: RefSeq, a predicted model, not a curated record
UAAAUCCUAAGUUGAAUAUCAUGUAAUUGUUCUUCCGCAUCCAACCAUGAAGAUCUCCGCUGCUGCAUUGGUGGCGGUGGUGGCGCUGAGUGUUGUCCUGUGUGCCAGCAGCGACGGCGAUUACUCGUCCACCGUCGCGAAAGUGAAGAUUGUGAGGGGGAAGAAGCUGUGCGACAAAGGGUGGAAGUGUAAAGGGUGGUCAAAGUACUUUUGCAAUCUCACCAUCUCCGAUUACUUCCAGACUUACCAGUUUGAGAAUCUGUUCUCCAAGAGAAACACGCCGGUGGCGCAUGCCGUUGGGUUUUGGGAUUACCAGGCGUUUAUCACCGCCGCCGCGCUUUUCGAGCCUCUUGGGUUUGGGACCACGGGUGGGAAGCUUAUGCAGAUGAAGGAGAUCGCCGCCUUUCUUGGACAUGUCGGCAGCAAAACCUCUUGGAAGUCACCACUCUUGUUUGUGCAUAGAAUUGCUAUUUUGGGUAGCUCUUGUUUUUAUAAUUAGUAAUGUUUGAUUGAGAUUUGUUGAGUUUUAGUGAAUUGGGUUUAUGAACAAUGUCGAUUUUGAGGGAAAAAACUUGGAUUUCAUA